CAAUUGUCUUACUUUCUUCUAUUCCUAAUUAAUCUUGAAAAAGAUUAAUGAUUAUUAUUCUCUAAAAGCAGCAGUAGCGGUCUAUUACUAGCUUUGUGUCAGGACAUCACCUGAUCAGAGUUGAAUCCUGACGUCUUCAAGAGGUUUGGAGCCGUUACAUUGAAUAAUAGUGAACCGGAAGAAUACCUACUCUCAGUUCUAUAGUUAUGGUCAUUCAUCUUAAUUUUGACAGCAAGGUUGGGUUUUUUUAUUGAUAGCCGGUGUAAAUAAACUUCGAAACCAUACGAAAAAAAACUUUUCUUCGCUGUUGUGGGACAAAUGAAAGUUCUAGGUUUCAAUGCGAAGCGAAAUGAAAGGUCGCGGGCUGUUGGUUUGAGCUUUGUUAAGCAAAAGGCCAAAAGUUAGCCAGACGUGAAUCAUUGUGUCUUCAAGAGGGAUUUAUAAGGAUUGUCAUGAAAGUGGCUUAACCACUAUAUAAAACCUUGACAGCUUCGCACAGCACAUCAACAUAAUUCGUAAAUCCUGUGCCUGAUCAGCAGUGAUAGUCACGCCAAGUAAUGCUUAAGAAUAAGACCCAGUGUAAUGUGUCCUCAAUCAGAUGCCACCAUGGCUGACACAGAAAAAGCACGGAGUGUUCUUGCAUUCAUAGCUAUUCUAGGCGGAUUAUUUAUAACAGACACUUCAGCUCGCCGUUGUCCUACUGCUGGCAUAUUGGCCGGUUACAGUGGAGUUGUAUCGAGUCCUCAUUUUCCUGAGGAUUAUCCUCAUCGUGUGAACUGUGAAUGGAUCAUUAUGGUACCAAAAGGAUACCACGUUCAAUUGGUCUUCACCACCUUUGAUAUAGAAUACUGUGUAUUUUGUAAAUGUGAUUAUGUGGAGAUCCGAGACGGCCGAAAUUCCUCGUCUCCUUUGCUUGGAAAAUAUUGCGAAAAUGGUAAAUUGUCGCCCAUCUAUUCAACCGGAAGACAUUUGUGGAUUAAAUUUUAUUCUGACGUUGGUGCAAGAUUUCAAGGUUUUCGCGCCGUUUAUAAAGCCAAAAAGACAGGACAAACUUAUGGAAAAAUYAUUAAUGUCAGAGGAGAACGUGGUCUGAUCUCUAAUCCCAAGACUAUCGCGGCCUGCGGUGCCGACCGCCGAUGCGCGUGGCUUGUCCGGGUUAAAAAGGCUAGUCAAAUAAAGCUUAGGUUUGAUCGGAUAUCACUUUCAGAAUGCUCGACACCUUGUGGAUGUGAUUAUAUCGAAGUCAGAGAUGGAAGUAAUUCAUCUGGUAGACUGAUUGCAAAAUUCUGUGACAGUAUUGCAAAACCGGAAAAUAUUUGUUCAAGCACAAAUCUUCUUUGGAUUCAAUUUAAAUAUGGAUUAGACCUUGCGGAUCAUGGUUUUCGGGCUACUUUUGAGAGAUCUCAAUGUAAAGCCAGAAAAAGUCCAGAACCUACGAUACAAGUCAUGACAGGUACACUGGAUACAGUCGUUGGUCUGUUAUGCGCAAGCUUCGUUUUUAUGGCUUUUAUGACAUUAUGCAUGGURUGCAUUGCGAGUAGAAAAAUAUCAUUUAAUAGAAAAACGCGUAACUCGAACACAACUAACAACCAAGUAACAAGAGAACAAGAAGAAAUGUGUGAUAUCAAUCUUUUGGAAAAGGCUCCCAACAUUUGUCCGCAUCAUACGCAUGCGUACUGGCACUACUCCAAAAGUUCUGAGACUGAUUACAGUGAGGAGACAGAAAAACAUGGAUGUGAAUCCGAGAAUGAAAUUCCGGUACAUUUUUGCCGGAAUUGCAAGAAAGGGCCACACAAUCGACCCAUAGCAGUUUUAUAACAUUUUUAUAAAUAAUAACUUCUGAGCUUAUUAAGUUGUUGUUUUUUUUAAUUGGAAAAAAAUAUUUUUUAUAAAAGGAAAGGUAGGAUGCAGAUUCGGGAGGUGGAGCUGGGGUUAUAAAUGAGCGUAACAGUCAACUCCCAAGAAAUUCUUCGAUAUAUAGAAUUGAAAAAGUUCACUCGAAAAGUGAYAAACUUUAAGAUUUGUAAAAAUUAAAUUACUAUAAUGUUGAAUUCUGAGUCUAGCGUAAKCGAAUAGACUAGAAACUGAAGGCAAAAAUGUAAAUAAUAUUGGCCAAGAUAAAUAUUUUAAAACUAUUAAACGAAAAAAGGAGCAUGUGUGUCCCAGCAGAURUAACUUAAAUUUUAUAUGAAUGUCAAAAA
Messenger RNA from Actinia tenebrosa (Australian red waratah sea anemone), 2201 nucleotides. RefSeq names its product tolloid-like protein 1. NCBI's taxonomy places the organism in Eukaryota, Metazoa, Cnidaria, Anthozoa, Actiniaria, Actiniidae. The record is from RefSeq and is a predicted model, not a curated record.